UAAUCCAGCGCUUCCCCGGCUCCCGGUGCCGGAGAGGAGAACCGCGGCGGGCGGGCUUGUGGAGCAGACACCGCGGCGGCUGGUCUGUGCCCGUCGGUCGGUUCCCUAACGGCGGCAGCAGCCGGGUGACGAGGGGGGGGGGGUUUCCCCGACGAUGUUAACGGACCCACGGGCAACUUCGCACCUGAGGAACCGGGAGAGUCCGGAGGUUGUGGCCGGAGCCCGCGGCGCUGCGGCGGGGGGGAAACUUUCUGAGAAGUGGGGGAACACGGACACCACCAGCGGAGCCAACAUGGCGGAGCGCAGCGGCUGUGAUGUCAACAUCCUCAGCAUCCCGGUGCCCAUGCGUCGCGGCGGCUCCGAGUCCAACCUGGACGUGGUGGACAGCCUCUGCGAUGACGGAGUGGGACUGGACUUCACCAAGGGAGCGCUGGGUAUCGACAGCCUGCAGCAGAAGACCCUCAAGGUGACGGAGCAGAUUAAGGUGGAGCAGGCGGCCCGGGACCAGAAUGUGGCCGAGUACCUGAAGCUGGUGAACAACGCCGACAAGCAGCAGGUGUCUCGUAUCCGCCAGGUCUUCGAGAAGAAGAACCAGAAGUCGGCGCACAACAUCGCCCGGCUGCAGAGGAAGCUGGAGCAGUACCACCGCCGCAUGAAGGACAGCGAGACCAACGGCAAGCACAGCCACAAGGACGGCAGCGGCAAGGAGUCCGGGACUCACAGCAAGGAGGGCAGCCUGCGGGACGUCAGCGCCACCGGGCGACACCCGGCGCUGGAUAAGGUGAAGACGAUCGGGCCCGGUGUGUCGCUCUCGCCGCCGUUCUUCUUCAACAAGUCCCGGGAGUUUGCCAACCUCAUCAGGAACAAGUUUGGCAGCGCCGACAACAUCGCCCACCUCAAGAGCUCCAUGGAGGCGGGGUCAGGGCUGCAGGUGGACAGCGCGUCGAGGGGGUUGAGCGGCAGCGCCAACACCGUAGCCAAGGCGAGCAAGUACCAGAGCGACGACGAGUGCUCCACCGGGACGUCGGCAUCCGCUGACUCUAACGGGAACCCAGGAGGGGGCUCGAUGGCCGGGUCCGGGGGUCCUGGGAGGUCAGACUCUAACGGGCGUCUGGGGGAGGUGCUGGACAUGGUGCGUGAGAUCAGGGAUGCGCAGGGACAGUUGGCCGAGGAGAUGGAGACGAUGAACACACAGUUCAAACGAGACUAUGGCUACUUCACACAGGUGCUGCAGGAGGAACGAUACAGGUGUGAGCGGCUGGAGGACCAGUUAAAUGACCUGACGGAGCUGCACCAGAAUGAGACCAGUAACCUGAAGCAGGAGCUGGCGAGCAUUGAGGAGAAGGUGGCGUAUCAGGCCUACGAGAGGGCCCGGGACAUACAGGAGGUCCUGGAGUCGUGUCAGACCCGCGUGUCGAAGCUCGAGCUGCAGCAGCAGCAGCAGCAACAGACGGUGCAGCUGGAACACACCGAUGCCAAAGUGCUGCUGGGCAAGUGCAUCAACAUCAUGCUGGCCAUCGUCACCGUCAUCCUGGUGUGCGUCUCCACGGCGGCCAAGUUCACCGCCCCGCUGCUGCGUAGCCGCCUCCACUUGGCGCUCACCUGCGUGGGCGUCUCCGUGUUAGCGCUGCUGUGGAAGAACUGGGAACAUUUGCAGGGCGCGAUGGAGCGGGUGCUGCUGCCGCACUGAGCCGAGCGGACGAGUGAGAGCAGAUAACUUUCGUCCGAACCCCCGGGUCCAGGUCUCCAGGAGGCGUGUUGUCACGGCAACACAGAAACUGGGGAGGAGUUUACAUGUAGCCUUACACCAGCCAUACAGCUCCCCAGCGAACCUGUGGGCUCCAUGGUGACUCGAUUCAUGGCUUUGUGCUUUGCAUGUCUCAGUGGGGUCCGCACACAGCGACUGAUUCCAACCAACAACACACAGAUGUAAGCUGAUAUGACAACUGAGCAGACGUGUGACGACCAAACACACACACACACGGCACAAAGCUGCAGCGACAGUGAAUCACUAUAGAGACGAGAAUAGGAUAAAUAAGCUGGAAAUGAUUGGACGCGAGUCCAGUUGUCGGGUUCUGGGUCAGACCUGAUAUCAACAUCCGUCCUGAGAGAUCUGAUCACAAGCUCGAUAUGCAAAACACACGUUCGUCAUUUCUGUUCACGAAGACCAAACUAUGUUUUUACACGAGUCUACAGAUGUGUCCGAUGUCAACGUGUUUGUCUGAGUGUUGGUGCGAGAGAGAAAUAGGAGAUUAAAAAUGCAUAGAAAUACAAACAAAACGAUGUGUGAUCACUGAGAUGCGUGAAACUACUUCAAUUUAUCGUGAAACUGUGUCGGGCGUUCGUAUGUGGCCGAGGAUCGAUUCGCGUUCACACAACGAGAAGAGCAUGCGUCCAAGACGACCUCGGAACGUGGUCCCAGUGAUCGGCUCUCUGGAAGCAUCACGACGCGUUGAGAUCCCUCAGGACGGAGGUUGACACCAGGUUUGAUCGGGUUCUUAAACAGGAUCAAAAAAGCUGGAAUCGAUCACAUGUGAGUCUUCUGGUUAUCAGGCGGUUCUCAGUCGCAGCAGCCGGCGCUAAAGUCUGAAUCUAAACAAAUGGGCUUUUAUUGCGGGCGUGGAAAUAUGGAGAUUAUAUCCCGACCAUAAAGGAAACCGCCUCACGCUGCUGAACAAACACUGGCUGUGUGUUCGCCAGCAGAUCCAGUUUUCUUCUCGUGCACCAGCUGUCACACAGACACAUCCACCUGAAGGUUGAUUUAUAUGUGUGUGUGUGUCUGUGUGUUUGUGUGUAUUUAUGUGAUGCUUUUCUCGUCAGUGUCUCGUUGAAAAAGAAUAUUUCAAAGCCUUGGGUCCACAUUGUUUUUAACUGUGUCUGUCUGAGUUUGUACGUCUGUGUUUUCCUGCUCGUGUGUUUCUGUAACUGUGUGUUUGUUUUUAAAGGAAAAGUUCCACAUUUUGAGGAAUACGCUCGGGAUUGAUUUCCUUCUUAAAUCCACGUGCAAAAUAUGAAGCGAGAGCCGUUUAGCAAGGAAACUGUUAAUCAGACUCUGGUGUAGGUGUAAAUAAAAUACACCUACCAGCCCCUGCAGAGCUCAGCCAAAGUCAUGACGUCACUUUGUGUUUACUUCCCAUAAUCAGGGACAGGUUGACUUCCCAUAAAAAAUCACGGACACUCAACAUGAAGCCUCCAACGUUGCGUUCUUACGAGAAAUUAGUUUGCCACUAAAGAUGUUAAUGACAUUAAAGUUAGGGUCGGUAAUCCUGGAAUAGUAAAUGGUGAGAGCAGGCUGCACUUUGAAAAGAUGCAGCUAAUCCAUCCAAACUUUAGUUAAUUUAGUUAAUUUAGUUAAUUAAUUAAAAGGUGCUGGUAGGUGGAUUUUAUUGCCUGUGAAUAUCAAAUGAGCGGCCUCCAGACGAGUUGUUUUGAAAGUUUCCUUCAUGUAAAAUCUGUUUUAUGUUUUUCGAGGUAAAGAUAAAUUCUCAAAACGAUUUGAGGGAAACAAUAGAAAGUUAACUUGUUUUACUCAGCUCCAAAGACUGCGGCUUCGCAUGUUGACUGAGAGGAAGAGUUUUCACUGGAGAAGAGAAGCAUCCGAGAUUCGUCCUCUACGAUCAGAGAGAAACUCUCUGAGCAUGUUUGACUCCGGAUUUUACUAAACUGCCUUUUUUUUAACGAGGUUGAACAGAACAAAUGAACAUGUGUGAAGCCUUGUGUUGCUGUUGUGCUGCGUUCAGGCCCCGUUGGGAACAACAGACGCUCGAAGUCCCGACUUGAAAAGAUUUCCACCUGUUGAAACUUCUUUUUAAACCAUGAAAGAGACCGGGAUUGACUUAGUAGAACGACUCUGGUUCCAGAAGUUAAAUUAUCAUUCGUUUUCUAGAAAACCAGGUCAACCAGUCUUAAAGCUUGUGGUCUACAUUGGAUGGUUAAAAUAUUAUGGCUGAUAUUCAACAUCUAAAGAGAAACUUAAUGGGAUUUUUUUACUUCCUGGACCACAGUGUUGAUGUUGAUGUUUGAAACAAGCAGAGAAAAACCUGCCAUCUUAUUCUAACACACAAGAAAUAAUGUAAACCUGAAACGAGGACGUUUGUUUUCACAUAGAAAAAUCCGAUCCAGUGAUCACAUGCCAAUAAAUCCGUGUCUCUGUCUGUUUUUCCCCGUGUGUCCUGAACGCAGCAUCACAGACUGAACUGAACCAUGUAGCUCCACGCUCCCGGUGACCCUCCAUCACUGGGAUGAUGAUGAUGACGGGUCCAAAUGGGACUGAUGCCUUUUCAAUGCAGCUUAUGUCGUCUACUGUGUAACUCUGUUUUGUCAUCGUGUAUCUGUUUAAACAAAAAGAGCCAAAUAUGGAGAUUUUAAAGGCACAUUAGCCUUUUUAAUUAAUUAACACUGUUUUCUUACAAUUAGUCCUUAAUGUGUUUUCUUCUAAUCGGCCCGAACACUACUUCUCUCUGCUCUUUGUGAGAAACGCACCUUCUCUGCAGAAUCUGUAUUUUAAGUCCAUAAUGUGUAUUUUCACAUUUCUGUCUAUUCCAUGUGCUUUAGUUUCUAGUUAUUAGUUUUCCAUGACAUUAUUUUUUUUUCAAAUGACAAAAUAAAUCUUUGUUUUUGUAAGAUUG
Messenger RNA from Hippoglossus stenolepis (Pacific halibut), 4628 nucleotides. It is a transcript of the gene tmcc3, whose product is annotated as transmembrane and coiled-coil domain family 3. Gene Ontology annotation, cellular component: endomembrane system. Bases 155 to 1690 code for a protein of 511 amino acids. The record is from RefSeq and is a predicted model, not a curated record. The transcript has 5 exons. NCBI's taxonomy places the organism in Eukaryota, Metazoa, Chordata, Actinopteri, Pleuronectiformes, Pleuronectidae.